GCGUUUGUUUGUGGUUUGUUUUCUCUGUUAUAUCCCUGAAAUAUUUGACAGAUUAUUCCCGCUUGAAAUAACCAUAAUCUUAAUUUUUAUUGUUUAUCCAGUUUAUAUCUAAUAAUCCUAUUUUCAAAAUGACGAUUGGAAAGAAUAAUAAAAUGCAACAACACAUAAAUUAUCGAGUACGAGUAAUAUUACAAGACUCUCGUACUUUUAUUGGAACUUUUAAAGCAUUCGACAAACACAUGAAUUUGAUAUUAGGAGAUUGCGAGGAAUUCAGAAAGAUUAAAUCCAAAAACAGCAAAACUGCUGAUCGGGAAGAAAAACGAGCCCUUGGUUUUGUUUUACUCCGUGGUGAGAAUAUUGUGUCCCUCACUAUAGAAGGACCACCACCACCCGAAGAAGGAUUGCCACGUGUACCACUUCCUGGAGCAAUGGGUGGUCCUGGUGGUGGAAGAGCAGCUGGACGUGGAGCAGGACCUGGUGGCGCGCCACCGGGCUUACAGGGCCCAGCGAGAGGUGUCGGCGGACCCUCUCAACAACACAUGGCCCCAGGGUCUAGGGGUCAAUUAUCUGCACCGCCACAAAUGCGCGGAGGCCCUAUGAUGGGUGGUCCGCCACCUGGAAUGAUGGGUGCUCCACCAGGAAUGGGCCGCGGUGGACCUGGAGGACGAGGCCCACCAGGAAUGAGGCGUUAUUGAUGUAAAAUAAGUGAUUUAAGUUUAAUAUUUACAUUAAGUAUGUGGACUAGUUAUAAGAUAAAUAUCAGUAAAAUCUGUGACCUGCUGUUUAACUGAUGAACUCAAGUUAUUGAUACCUUAUGUGCACCAGAAUUAUUUGAGUACUCACUAUAUACAGUCUUCUAAUAUCCGCAUUAUUUGACAAUUACUGUAAACAAAGUAUUCAAUUUUCAUCAAUGAUUAUUUAGAAAGUGUGCUGAUAGCAAGGUACAAUAUUAAACAAGCACUAAUUACUAGAAUGUGAUUGAUAUGUAUUAACAUUUUGCUAUUAGAACAAUAUAACUAAUCAUUUGUAUCAUUUAUAAAAUUUAUGCAAUGUAGUAGAGAGACUUGGUGAUGAGUCUGUUAAUCUAGGAAUAAUUGUACUGAUUUAAUAUACUAUAUCUAUAAUUUUAAUUGCAUAUGCAUUGCACUCUCAUGGCAAAUUAAACAAUCCUAACAUUUAAGAAUAUUUGCUGUGUAAACAGCACCAGUUUCCUUAACCAUAGUAUUUCCAAAAUCACCUCAUUAUGUGGAUGCUAUCUAAAUUAUAAGAAUUGAUACAAACUCUAUGUAUCUAUUAUUAAAUUGCAAGGCAGAUAAUAGAUACAUAAUAGGAAGAACUAGUACUUACUAUACUAUAUAUAAUAUGUACAUGUGUUUUAAGUUAAAAACACCCAAAAAUUACCUUUUGUAACAUUGAGGUAAAAAUGCUCUGUAUUUUUAUGAAAGUGUAGUAUAAUAUAGUAUGUUAUAGUUGAUAAAGAUGAUAUGAGCAUGCACUAUUGAUGUUAAAUAUAGUUGCUAAUUUUGACUCGGGCACAGGCUGUCAUACCUUGACUCCACAUAAUGGUUGCCUUAUUACAACUUCAGUUUCUUAGGUCACAACUAAGCAUAAAUACAAUGUUGUGCCAACCAAUUUUUUUUUUAACUUGAAAUAAACCAUGUCUUUAAUUAAAACCUAUACCACCACUUUAUGCAAACAAAGAAGUGGAAUAUACUAACUAUGAACUAGGCAGACUAGUUUUUGGCUUUGUAAAUAUUUAUGUUAGACAUCCCCUGUAUGACUUCAAGUCUACAUUCUACAAGAAUUGCAUAACUACAGACAUGUGUAAUAAGAAAAAAACAAAAAAUUAUAAAAUAUUCUUACUGUUUCCUUGUGUGCAUCAGUUGGUUCAUAAGAUAUGGUAACUGAGUGUAAUUAAUAGGGGUUGUCUCUAUAUCCUAAUAAAUAACUAAAAAACUUCUAAUAUUUUCAUAAAUUUCUGAAGAAUGGUAGGCAGAGAAUGCCAAUAGCAUUAAACUAGCAUUUGUACCCAAUAAUUUAAAUAGAUUUCUAUUUAAACCAUUAUUCAGAAAUUUAUGGAGAUAUUAGAAGUUUUUUAGUUAUUUAUUAGGACAUUUAACUUUAUAUUUCUAAAAUAAAAGUAGCCUAAUUACUCCUUAUUACAUCAGCUACCAAAGAAAGUUCCGUCAAAAUUAGUCCAGCCAUCUAAGAGAUUAACCGGACAAACAUUGCCACAGACAGACAAAAAUUGUAAAAA
Molecule: messenger RNA, 2257 nt
Organism: Achroia grisella
Lineage: Eukaryota; Metazoa; Arthropoda; Insecta; Lepidoptera; Pyralidae
Gene: SmB
Product: small nuclear ribonucleoprotein-associated protein B
Exons: 2
Coding region: 129-695 (188 amino acids)
Biological process (GO): mRNA splicing, via spliceosome
Cellular component (GO): U5 snRNP; cytoplasm; U2 snRNP
Molecular function (GO): RNA binding
Source: RefSeq, a predicted model, not a curated record